Molecule: messenger RNA, 7986 nt
Organism: Meriones unguiculatus (Mongolian gerbil)
Lineage: Eukaryota; Metazoa; Chordata; Mammalia; Rodentia; Muridae
Gene: Nhsl1
Product: NHS like 1
Exons: 8
Coding region: 1105-6012 (1635 amino acids)
Biological process (GO): cell differentiation
Source: RefSeq, a predicted model, not a curated record
UGAAGAGGGUGGUGCUUGGCUCCACCUUCUGCCUGCUGAUAGCAGGAAGGGGAGGCAGGAACAGGUACAAACAUGGCUGCAUUUCACCUUUGCUGAAAGCAGGAAACGAAGUGAAACCGCUUACCUUAUCCCUUCCAGUGGCCUUCUUUAACCCUCUAAGAACGCUGGACUAGACGCCACGUUAAAAGCGCUCCUGCCGAUACGCUUUUACAGAAGUGGGUUCAAUAAUUGGUAAUCAAAUUCUUGUUGUAAUCUGCAGAUGUCUCCUUUCUGCACAGGCUUGCUUUUCCAUUUCUUUGCAGUUCAGAAGUUUGAGCCACCACUGAAGUGUGGUUUGUGGAGGGGCGGGGCUCUCUGUCUCCAAUGAGGAGCCUUCAGUGCCGGGCAAGCCUGUCAUCUUCCGCAGGAGUGCUUACUCUGUAAUCCAAGCUGUGGCGGCGCAGCCCGCUUUAUUGUUUGUGGAAUCCUGCGGAGUAGCGCUUCCCAGAUGGGAAGGAGGGCAAGUGGGCGGUUUAUGAUUCUGCCCUGUGCCGGGACAACAGAGCCGAGCCUUUGAUUUCUCCUGAGUAACCUGUGUGGGUGAACUUUAAACUGGGGGCCUGCUUGAUUCUGGAUCAUUUUCCGAAGGGUGAGGAGUUAGUUCCUCCACCAGAAGCUUGGCUUUCUGCCUUCACAAGGAAAGAUGCGCUGGAGAGGCAUUGGAUUACAUUUAAGGAUGCUAGCCAUACAGCCAAGAGUCGGGGUACCUUGGCUUGUCUUCGCAAAGUCUUGGCAAGUGUGUCUGAAAUGACUACACUGCUUCUUCUUUUAAAGCUUGUACUUUUAUUUACCUUUUUUUUUUUUUUGCCUGUGGACCUCCCGCCAGAAAUUGGUGCCGCAAUGUGGCUAGAGUAAACCAUUUUUUUAAAAUGUAUCUUUAAUCCUUCAUUUUCCUUUCCCUUUUAAUCGGGCACGCAGAAACACAAAGCCUGCCCGAGUCUCAGCGUUGUCUGGGUAAGUGGAAAGGGGCAGGCUCCUUUCGAGGACCCGGGCCAAUUCUACAAAGCCAGCUUUUUGUUUGUUGGGCUGCCCUUUUGUCUCUAGAGGAUUUUGAUGUGAAAGAAGAUGAAAAAGGAAGGCUCCUCAGGUUCCUUCAGACUCAAGGCAAAUCCAGGCUCCCUCUCACGUGCUGUGAGUUGGAUAAAUUUCUCCUCCCUGUCCAGGCAGACAAAGAGGCUGUUUCGCAGUGAUGGAGAGCUGUCUGUCUGUGGGCAGCAGGUGGAAGCAGAUGAUGAGAACUGGAUAUACAGAACCCAGCCCAGAAAAGCGGUUUCCAACUUAGACGAGGAAAGUCGAUGGACAGUCCACUACACAGCCCCCUGGCAUCAGCAGGAGAAUGUGUUCCUUCCCACGACGAGACCCCCCUGUGUUGAGGACCUGCACCGGCAAGCCAAGCUCAACCUCAAAUCGGUGCUGAGGGAAUGUGACAAGCUGAGGCGAGAUGGCUGCCGAAGUUCUCAAUACUAUUCUCAGGGACCCACCUUUGCAGCCAGCUCCAGUCCAUGCGAUGAUUAUGAAGAUGAAGAUGCAGAAACAGAUCGAAAGUGUUCUCUCUCUUCGUCUGAGGAAGAAAGAUUUGUCAACAUCAGAAGACCUAAAACACCAACCUCAGGUGACUUCUCUGACCUUCAUACUCAGACGAACUGGACCAAGUCUCUUCCACUGCCAACACCAGAAGAGAAGACACGGCAGCAAGCCCAAAUGGUCCAAGCUGAUAUGGUUCCUAUUAACAUAACUGGGGAGAAUUUCGAUCGUCAGGCCAGCCUUCGGCGGUCUCUAAUUUACACAGACACUCUGGUAAGACGACCGAAGAAAGUCAAAAGGAGAAAGACUAUUACAGGAAUCCCUGACAUCAUUCAGAAGGAGCUAGCAUCAGUCACUGGCCAAGAUGAUGAUGGUAGUGGUCAUUCAGUAUAUACCCCAGACUACUACUCAACAUUAGGAAGGCUUGAUAGCUAUCGGUCUACCGGGCAGUGCUUGGAAACCAGGGACUCCAGCUGCCAGACAGAAGACGUGAAAGUCAUCCCGCCAUCAAUGAGAAGGAUCAGGGCCCACAAGGGGCUAGGCAUUGCUGCCCAGAUGAGCCACCUCUCAGGCUCCUCUGGCAACAUGUCUGUGCUGAGCGACUCGGCUGGUAUUGUGUUCCCAUCUCGCCUCAGUAACGAUGCUGGUUUCCACAGUCUUCCACGUUCUGGUGCAAGAACAAGCACCUAUUCACUUGAGGCAAGGAUGGGUGCCCUGGACUCUGCUGGAAACAUGGAUGAUGCUUCUUCCUGCCAGGGCAGUAACUCACAGGGGCAUGAAAACUUUGCACAUUUAGGAGGUGCCUCGAGGACUGGGAUGCUUUUGAGGUCCAAAUCCCAGCAGCUGAGGUUCUCGGAGAGUGAGAACAUAGCAAGCCCAGCCUGUGUGGUUUCACCUCAUGCAUCCUACUCUACCAGCAUCAUUCCAAAUGCCACACUACUGUCCUCUUCAGAGGUUAUUGUUAUUCACACUGCUCAGAGUACAGGACAACUGGACAGUAGAGUGCCUGGCUCAGUUUCAUACUCAAAGCUAAAACCCAGAGAUCGCCCCACACCCAGAUGUUCUGUGAAAGAUGACCAUCAGUCCCCCAGUCAUCACUCACACACUUCAGUCUCCUCUGCUCCCAGUGCCACCGCACUGUUAUCCCUCUGUGAUUCAGAGACCUCUCUAAAUGCCCCUGCAAACAGGGAGAAUGGGUCCCAAGCCAUACUCUAUCAUUGUAGAAACAACCUGAGCUUUCCUGCUCACCCUCCAGAUGUGGGUGGCAAGAGCAAGUGUACUUGUUCAGGGGACAGGGGAUGUGGCAGCACCGAGCCCUGGGAAUAUAAAGCGUCCAGCGAUGGACAGGCAUCCCCACUGAAGCCACACCUGGCAACUCCUGGUUUCUCUACUCCCACAAGUAACAUGAGCAGUUGCAGUUUGGACCAAGCAUCUAUCAAGGAGGAUGCCAGGUCCCUGUAUUCAGAGGACCACGAUGGUUACUAUAUGACCACUCAGAGUGAUUCUAGACAUGAGGCUGGCAACUUGUAUAGUGUCAGUGAUGGCUUUGGGAACCCCAGGCACAGCAUGGUCAAUGUUUUUGAUGGACAGGCUCAGAAAAGCCAAGGUGAUCAGGCCAAUCACCAGAAUAAAUCCCUUUCAAGAAAUAUCUCUCUAAAGAAAGCAAAGAAACCACCCUUGCCACCCUCCCGGACAGACUCUCUGCGGAGGGCUCCCAAGAAGAACAACCAGUCAAACGGACAGGUGCUCAAUGAGAGCCUGAUCGCCUCGCUCCAGCACUCCCUGCAGCUAAGCCUCCCUGGCAAGAGUAGCAGCUCCCCUUCCCAGAGCCCCUGCAGUGACUUUGAAGAACCCUGGCUCCCUAGGUCCAGGAGCCAGAGCAUUGUUAGUGAGGGUAGUAGCAUGACCUCUACCACCACUCCCAACGUGUAUUCUCUGUGUGGGGUCACUCCAUCGCAGAGUGACACAAGCAGCAUCAAGUCGGAAUACACGGACCCUUGGGGCUACUACAUUGACUACACAAGCUUGCAAGAAGAUCCAGGGAACCCCACAGUGGCCUGUUCAGCCAGCAGUGAGGCACCAACCGGAAAUGGGCCAGUACGCCACACCCAAGAGGGGUCUAGAGUCUCAAUGCCUCAAGUGCCCUGUGUCUCAGUUAAACCAAAGAUCACCUCACCAGAGAAGUCACAGAGAGUCACCUCUCCAUCCAGCGGGUAUUCUAGCCAGUCGAAUACACCCACAGCACUCACUCCAGUGCCUGUGUUUUUAAAAUCAGUCUCACCAGCAAAUGGGAAGGGGAAGGCCAAGCCCAAGGUUCCAGAAAGGAAGUCAUCUCUGAUCUCCUCAAUGUCCAUCUCCUCCUCAUCCACUUCUCUCUCCUCUAAUACUUCUGCUGAGGGAAGUGGCACCAUGAGGAAACUGGAUUCCUCCGUGGCCUCGCCCCUUGCUCCUCUCCCUCCUCUCCCCCCGCCUCCCCCUCUGCCUUCUCCCUGUCCCACUGACAAGUCCCCUUUUCUUCCACCACCACCUCUUCCAGCAGACUGCUCUGAGGGCUCUCCCCUGCCUCCUUCUCCUGGCUUCCCCCCUCCACCACCAGAAGCCCUUGUUCCCUUCUGCUCCCCCGCUGACAGGUGCCUUUCCCCUUCUCCGGCAGCACUUAGCCCCCAUCUUCCAAGACCCUCACCUCCCUUGCCAGUACCGCCACCUUUCUUGCCCUCCUCAGAACCUCCACCCGCUCCGCCCCUGGACCCCAAAUUUAUGAAAGAAAACAGGCCUUUUUCCAAAAACUCUAGCCAGUCCGAAUCCUCUAGAGAGGCCCUCAGGCGGCCUGCCAACAAGGAGGAGGGCUGCCGACCCCCCAUGCCCCUCAUCACCACAGAAGCUUUGCAGAUGGUGCAGUUGAGGCCAGUGAGAAAGAACUCAGGCGCCGAGGCAACCCUGUUUUCUGAACCGUCAGCUCAGGAACAACGAACUCCGACUGCUCCACAGUACCACUUAAAGCCAUCUGCUAUCCUCAAAUCCCGAAAUAGCAUAAGUGAAAUGGAGAGUGAAAGCCAGCCUGCCUCUGUGACGAGCUCGCUUCUGAUGCCUGCCAAGAGCCAGAGUCAGGGUGACCAUGACGGUGCAGCAGAGCGCGGCGGCCUUCAGAGCCCCAGCGAUGGAGCUCCAGGCCCGGGGCCCAGCCUCAAGACCGCUCUGCUCCCAGACUCGUCAUCUAGCAGGAAGCCACCCCCCAUCUCCAAGAAGCCCAAACUGUUCCUGGUGGUACCACCUCCGCAGAGAGAGAUCACAGCGGAGCCCACAGAGAACGGGAGCGAAACAUUCCCAGGCGUGCCCAGCUCUACCAGGGCAGAGGGGGAGGCUGUGCACAGCCAAGAGGAGAAAUCCAGCCCAGCAUCCCAAGCUGGUUCUCAUGCUACGGCCCCCAUCCCUGGCAGUCCACUUCUGGAAAGAGGAGCUACAGGGUCCUUGCCCCCUGGCAUUGUGGACACCAAUGCCCCCAUGGUCCAGCCCAGUACCUCUCCGGGACCCACACAGGAAGAGUCAGUCGAGAGCAGCGUGGAUGGUGAGAGAAAUGCGAAAAGCUGCCCGUCUCAGCAGGGCAGAGAAGCUGGGCUGCUGGAACCCAACGCAGCUGUUUCCUCCUCAGACACCGGAGACUUCUCUAGGGAAGAAGGGAGUGAUGAGGUGAUGACCCCUGCUAGACCCAGGACCACAGAAGACCUGUUUGCAGCCAUUCACAGAUCCAAAAGGAAAGUCCUCGGCCGUAAAGACUCAGAAGAUGAUCAUACCCGAAAUCACUCUCCUUCCCCACCAGUGACACCCACUGGUGCUGCUCCUAGCUUGGCCUCUCCAAAGCAAGUAGGGUCCAUCCAGAGAAGCAUAAAAAAGAGCACUACCAGCAGUGACAACUUCAAAGCCCUGCUGCUAAAGAAGGGGAGUCGAUCGGAUACCAGCGCUCGCAUGUCGGCAGCAGAGAUGCUCAAGUCCACGGACCCUCGAUUCCAGAGAUCUAGGUCAGAGCCUUCAUCAGAAGUCCCAGACAGCCCGUCCAGCUGCUCCCCCAACAAGAACAGGAGGGCCCAGGAGGAGUGGGCCAAGAAUGAAGGCCUGAUGCCUCGGAGUCUGUCCUUUUCGGGCCCUCGGCACAGCCGCAGCCGGACGCCACCGUCGGCAGCCAGCAGCAGGUACAGCAUGAGGAACCGCAUCCAGAGCAGCCCCAUGACCGUCAUCUCCGAGGGAGAAGGAGAACCUGCCGAGCCAACAGACAACAAAGCACACAGGGCCCUGGAUGCUGCCAGGGAAAGCUCUCUGGACAGACUAGUGGGGCAGGAGAUGGACCUGGACAGCCUGCUCUGUAGCGAGGAGCCCGCCUCUGUGGAUGGGAUAGGAAGGGCAGAGGGCAAUGGUCCCUCAGAGCAGUGUGAGGGUACUGAACAGAAAAGUUAGGACUACAACUGCCUCUCCUGAGUGAGGGCAGUGCAUCACUCUAGGAAGUAUAUGUGGCCUUUUCCUGGCUUGUGGGGAUCCCACUCAGCAUUGGUGUUGGGGAGGUCUCAGCCUUGCGGGUCACUCAGGACUCACUCGCCAUGUGGCUUAAAAGCAAGUUAGAAGCUUCAAGUUCUGAAAGUGCUUCCUGGGGAAGAUUUUUUUUUGUUUUUGGGUUUUUUCCCCCAAAAUGCUGGGUGUGUGUAUAUAUAUAUGUGCAUUUUUAACACUUCAUUCUAACAAACACACUAACAUUAUCUAUAGAAAUAGGAGAAAAGGUCAGAGUUCAGGUAGAAUAAUGGAGUCUUCUAGACCAUGGUGGUAACUGCUUUCAAAGCAUUAUGGGAAUGAAUAAUUCACUAGGAAGAGACUCGAAGCUGUUUUACUUCUAGGAGGCAGUGGGUUGGUUCUAAAUACAGAACAUAGUUGUGUGUACAACUCAAUACACGUGGAAACCAUGAAGAGGCUGGGAAAUGGCUGAGCAACUCAUUGGUUCAGGUACUUUUUGAGGUGGGAGGAGGUUUUGCUGCUGCUGCUGUUCUUCCUCCUGCUCCUCUUCCUCCUUUUCCUUUUCCUCUUCCUCCUUUUGCAAAAGUAACACAAGUGGGAGUGGCAAGGCUGUGUUCUAUGCCACAUUUCUAGCCUGACGUCAGAAGCAUAAGUGGGUUUUUUGUUGCUGGUUUUUUUUUGGGGGGGGGUUGUUUUUUUAACAUGAAUUUCUUUCUGGAGUUGCAGCCAAGCACUUCUUUGCCAAGAGGUGAUGGUGUAGAAGAAUGAGGCAAGAGAGGCAAGAGAAGGGUGGGGAGUAAGUGAUACUGCUGGGUUUUUUUUUCCUGCUUAUCAAAUAAAGUAUUUUCAGAAUUAAAUCAGAAAACGUGCACUGUAGAACUGUGAGUGAAGCUUUUCCUUUAAAAAGUUGUUUUUGUUUUAAAACCAGAGUUUAAGCUCCACAUGACAGUUUGUCACUUGAAAUGUUGACAUUUGGUAACUUUGGAUCUCCUUUUGGUUAUACCAAAGAAAAAUAAUAUGGCUAUUUUUCUCCCUUGAACUGCUUGCAGCAUCAUGUUCUUAUUUAGAAAGGUUUACCAAAAUCUAUUAUAUAUUAUCUCACUUUGAAUAAAAUGCUGACUGUUGUUAGUGAAAGAAAUAGAUAAAACUGAUAGGGGUUGGCUAUUAAUUAGCCUUGGGAAAUAAGUUUUUAGAUUAAAAAGACUUUUUUUUGCACCGUUUGGUCGUGUGGUUUUGUAUUUGUGUAUGAGUUGAAUUGCUGAGUCCCUUCUAGGUCCCUCCCAUCAGAAUUCCAAACAUGCUUUAGACUUGGGAUAAAAGUGUGCAAAGUAUUUAUUUUAAUAUAAUGUCUUGUGACCCUUACCUCCUUCCAGGUUCUGUGUAUCCAGAAUAAAGCACACUCUUUCCCUUUCUUACAGUGGUUACAUUGAGCUUCUAAAGCUGCUAUGGGUUGCCAUUGACAAUGUGUGACAAUAUCUGGAAGUUAAACCAUACAAGCCAAAGCAUCGUAAGGCUUCUUAUACAGAACCUCUGAUAUUCAUUUAGGAUACAUCUUUGAGAGGAGAACUUUGACAGAACUCCUUUAUGUCUCUGUAGAAAGCAAAGCACUUCUCACAGCCACAAAUGACAACUUGCCAUGUGGCCACAGGGAGUUUUUUGUUGUUGCUAUUCUUUGGGUCAACUUUCAAUUGCAUGGGGCACACAGAUCAUUUCUUGUAAAUCUUAGAGAGGUCAUAUUGGUUUUUGAAUACCUAGAAAGGAUUAGAAUGUAUGUGGAUAUCAAAAAUCUUAAACUUAAUAUAUCAAUAUUUGUUUGAAGGUAAGAUAAACAGUAUUAGAACUAAUUAUAAAAUGACAUAAAAUCCCCAUUUAAAAGGUAUUUAUUAGGUUUUAAGUUUGUUUUGAAUAAAACAGUUGUAAAGUCAA